Corvus hawaiiensis (hawaiian crow) is the source of this 4289-nucleotide messenger RNA. RefSeq names its product phosphatidylinositol-4-phosphate 5-kinase type 1 beta (gene PIP5K1B). The record is from RefSeq and is a predicted model, not a curated record. Gene Ontology annotation, molecular function: phosphatidylinositol kinase activity. The transcript has 15 exons. Gene Ontology annotation, biological process: phosphatidylinositol metabolic process. Lineage: Eukaryota; Metazoa; Chordata; Aves; Passeriformes; Corvidae. Bases 1930 to 3552 code for a protein of 540 amino acids.
UUUUUUAAAGUGUGCAUUUAGGACUAGGAGGUGUUCAGAGCAGAAGACUGGAACUGAAGUCUGUAAACUUGUGUUUCAAGAACUGUACAUGUCACAGUAGUUUUUGCUGCACAUAAGAUUUGUGACCAAAAUGUUGACUUUUCUAGAGUAUCCGGGAAAAAUACUCUUCAAAUUCCUGCUACAUUUGAAUGUUUCUCUUUUUUUGUUGUCAGGAAAGAUAGCAUCUAAGAAGCUAAAGAGGAGAUCUUUAUAGCCAUCUUUCACUCAUGGUUUAAGCCCAGCCAGCCACUGAGCCCCCACACACUGGCUCACUCACUACCCCCGAUGAAAUGGGGGAUAGAAUCAGUAGGGUAAAAGUGAGAAAACUCGGGUUGAGAUAAAGACUGUUUAAUAGGUAAAUCAAAAGCUGUGCAUGCAGGCAAAGUAAAACAAGGAAUUCAUUCACCAUUUCCCAUGGGCAGGAAGGUGUUCAGCCAUUCCCAGGAAAGCAGGGCCCUGUCACACCUAGUGGAGACUUGGGAAGGAAAACACGGUCACUUUGACCAUUCUCCCUUCCUUCUUCCCCCAGCUCUAUAUGCUGAGCAUGAUGCUAUAUGGUCUGGGAUAUCCCUUUGGUCAGCUGUGUCCCCUCCCAGCUCCUUGUUCAUUCCCAGCCCACUCCCUGGCAGGGUGCAGCAAGGAGCAGAAAAGGCCCUGAUGCUGUGUAAGCGCUGUGCAAGAGCAGAAAACAUCCCUGAAUUAGCAACACUGUUUCCUGCACAAAUCUAAAACAUAGCCCCAUACUAGCUACUGUGAAGACAAUUAACUUUAUCCCAGCCAAAGUCAGCACACUACAAUAUUUUUCAAACUAAAUGUUUUCCUCUUCUACCCACCCCUACCCUGUGCCUUACUUUAUUGUGAGCUUUUCCUUUGUCAGGUACAUACAGAGACUCAAUGCUUUAGUUAAAGUAGUUUCCUGCUAUGGUAACAAAAAAAAAAUAAAUGGUUGUAGCUUAGCCUGGAAGUGAGUCCAAGACUGUAAGCUGUGACCUGUCUUUGAACUGUUAAACCUCAUCAGAACUGAGACAGUAGCUGUUGCUCUGCAUAUUAUAAAGCAUGUGAGAAGGCACCAUGUACGGCUUCAGUAGCUCUAGGGCAGCAAGAAAGUACACAAAGUAAUACUUGCUUUGCAAAAAAUUGUUAGCAUGGAACAAGAGAUGGUUGUCACAGCAAAGAUUUUGAAAGUUGUUCACCACAACCACAGUUAAGAUAGAGCCGUGUGUUCUGUUUCUCAAAAGAUUAGAAGCAAAAUAAUUCUAUUCUAGAUGCCUUUAGGAAAUAAACUGACACAUACAGGAAAAAUUUACAUUCUUUAUGGUAUAUGAGUUUUUAUACGUGGUAGUUACUGAACUUGGCCUCUCAUUGUCUGUUUUCCUAUCGUUGUCAGCAUAACAUUUUCACAUGAAUGAAGUGUUCUUGACUAAUUUGUCUGUCUAUGCUGAGAAAAAAACAGGCUUUUCUCCAAUGUCUAGCAUGUGUGCUUUCUUCAGCUAAUUUACUGAAAGAAAGCUCCCAUGUUGCAUUCAUGUUUGGCUUUUGCUGACUAUGUGUGCUCAUAUUUUAGGAAGUUUGGUGUGUAGUAGAACAUCAUAUCGUACCAAGUCUUCGGAGGUGUGUGGAAAACAACAGCUUGGGUGAGGAUUGGUGUUUUAACCCAGGGAUUACUUAUUUUAAAAAUAUUCUACUUGUGAUUAAAAUGACUUUUCUUUUCCUACAAAACCUGUUUUAGCAAGUUCUCGAUGCCUUUGUUUGUGUACUUACGGAGUUGCAAGCGUGGAUGAAUGUUAUUAUUAAAUGUGUGAAUAUAGGUCGUGGAAAAUAUUAACACCACCAAUGAGCAGCUUGAUCUUCGCUCUCAGCUCCAGAUGACCUGUCGUGUUGUCCGUAAGGAUGUCAUCUAUUACUGAAAAUGGAGAUGUUACUGCUGGAAAGCCAAAUGAAGAGAAAACGUAUAAAAAGACUGCAUCCUCAGCUAUUAAAGGUGCUAUCCAGUUGGGAAUAGGAUACACGGUAGGAAACCUUACAUCAAAACCAGACAGAGAUGUUCUUAUGCAAGACUUCUAUGUAGUAGAAAGUGUCUUCCUACCAAGUGAAGGGAGCAAUCUUACCCCUGCUCAUCAUUACCCUGACUUCAGAUUUAAGACAUAUGCACCUCUUGCCUUCCGCUAUUUCAGAGAACUUUUUGGUAUCAAGCCUGAUGACUAUUUGUACUCAAUCUGCAGUGAACCUUUAAUUGAAUUAUCCAACCCAGGUGCCAGUGGGUCCUUGUUUUUUGUAACUAGUGGUGACGAAUUCAUCAUCAAAACAGUUCAACACAAAGAGGCUGAGUUUCUUCAGAAGCUCUUGCCAGGUUAUUAUAUGAAUCUGAACCAGAAUCCAAGGACUCUUCUUCCCAAAUUUUAUGGGCUGUACUGCGUUCAGUCAGGAGGCAUUAAUAUUAGAAUUGUUGUCAUGAACAAUGUUUUGCCAAGAGCCUUGAAAAUGCAUUUCACAUAUGACUUGAAAGGUUCCACGUACAAACGGAGAGCAUCAAGAAAAGAGAGGGAGAAGUCCAAUCCUACAUUCAAAGACCUGGAUUUCCUGCAAGAUAUGCAUGAAGGGUUGUAUUUUGACUCUGAAACACACAGUGCACUAAUGAAAACACUACAGCGGGAUUGUCGAGUCCUAGAAAGUUUUAAGAUCAUGGAUUACAGUCUGCUUCUGGGGAUCCACAUAUUGAAAAGUACCAUGAAGGAAAAAGAAGGAGAGUGUUCCCAGAGUGCAUCAGAUGCAAAACGCCAUGGAGGGCAGAAAGUUCUUUAUUCCACAGCCAUGGAGUCAAUACAGGGCCCUGGGAAGUCUGGAGACUCUGUCACCACAGAGACAACAAACACAAUGGGAGGUAUUCCAGCAAAAAGCCAUAAAGGAGAAAAACUGCUUUUAUUUAUGGGUAUUAUUGAUAUUCUCCAGUCUUACAGGUUAAUGAAGAGGCUGGAACAUUCUUGGAAAGCUCUUGUUUAUGAUGGGGAUACUGUUUCGGUUCACCGACCAAGUUUUUAUGCAGACAGAUUUUUAAAGUUUAUGAAUGCAAGAGUUUUCAAAAAAGUUCAAGCUUUAAAGCCUUCGCCUUCAAAGAAACGGUGCAAUUCCAUCACAGCCCUAAAGGCAGCAUCACAAGAAAUAGUGUGCGCAGUUAGCCAGGAAUGGAAGGAUGAAAAGCAUGGCAUUCUUGCUGAAGGACAAAGUUAUGCCAGCCUUGAUGAUGAAGUACUAGGUUCACACCACCGGCCGGAUCUAGUGCCAAGCACUCAAUCUCUGUUUGAAGCAGCUUCCUUGGCAACCACACUUUCUUCUUCUUCCUUGAAUGUAGAUGAGCACUGUCAACGUGAUCAACCUACGCUCUAUUCUAGCAGUAAAGGGUUACCUUCGAGUUCAACAUUCACUUUGGGAGACAGUGCCAUCUAUUUGACUUCAGAACAGAGCACGUUGGAAACGGAAAAUGAUAAUGCUUCAGUUUUGGAUGUCUACUUAUAACAAAUAAUACAUGAAGAGUAAAACUAAGAGGAGUGACCAUGGUCAAUGAAAAGCACUUUCUGCACUCCUCGUUUAAGAAGAAGAAAUUUGCUGAGCCUAACAGACAAAGAGUAAUAAUCAACUGAGCUUAUUCUUAGAAGUGCCAGGAUCUUUGAACCAUAGAGGGGAUUGAUGGACUUGACAAAAAUGAAACAUUCCACACUCUGCUGUCAUCUGCUGUUGCUUGCUCAGCUGUGAAGAACUGUGUAUUCCGGCUGCUUUCUACAAUAUUGCCAAUCACCUUUUUUGGACUUCAAAGUGAUAUUUUCUUAUCAGUUCUCUAGUGAUUUCAUUUGCAUGCAUUCUGUAACUAUGCACAAGCAAAAUCUAUUACCUGCUUUACCUAUUUAAAAAUAAGCACAGUGGUGUAUAAAAUCAAUUUCAUUUUUUUUUACCCCCUCAGUCCUAAUUGCUUAGGUCCACAUCAGUGGAAAUUGGAACUGAUGUUGUACAAGGGUUAGGGCAAAUGUCUACACAUACCAUAUGAAAAUGAGCCUCUAAAGAUACUUUCACUGUUGGUAAAAAGGAGAUAAAAAUGUUAUUUAUAACAAGGCCUUAUGUUGUGUACAUAUAUUGUCCUUGAAAUAUUUUUGAUUUUGCUUUAUUUCUUGUAAAAGAGAAAUUCUAUAACUUAUUUAGAAAAUACUACUGUAAACUAUAGUUUUAUUGAUGAAUAAAAGAUUUUAUUCUGAAGGCUA